GUGAUUCAGAAAAGAGGAGCGCGUGCACCCUUCACAUGUAGUGUUUUAUCGUCGCGCGCCGGCUCCCACGACGGAAAAAUAAUCCUAGCAUGGCAUCGUCCGGUUUGGAUACAGAUGAGCGGAAGACGUCGACCCCAAAGCGCGAGGCUCUCUCAGGCGUUUUGGCAGUUGUCCGGUAGCGCGCGCGGUGGCGUGAAUGAAUGAGAGCUGCUGAACGUAAAACAUGUCGCUGCCACUGCUGAAGAUCGGCGUGGUGUUCAGCACGAUGGCCAUGAUCACCAACUGGAUGUCGCAGACGCUCCCAUCACUCGUGGGCCUCAACGGCACGGCGCUGAGCGCGGCGCGGAGCGCGUACCCGGACCGACGCGUAGGAGUUUUGCUUUCUAACCCGGAUGAAACAUGGCAGGUGUACAGCUCGGCUCAGGACACCGAGGGAAGAUGUGUGUGUACUAUUGUUGCUCCCCAGCAUACCAUGUGCUCCAGAGAUGCACGCACCAAGCAACUCCGACAGCUCCUGGAGAAGGUGCAGAACAUGACCAAGUCAAUCCAGGUGCUGGACCAGCGGACACAGAAGGAUUUACAGUACGUGGUCAGAAUGGAAGACCAGCUCAGAGGCUUGGAAACAAAAUUCCGACAAGUGGAGGAAACGCACAAACAAAACCUCGCCAAGCAAUACAAGGUCAUGAAAGACAAAAUGGCAGAACUGAGGCCACUGAUUCCCGUGUUGGAAGAGUACAAGGUGGACGCGCAACUUGUUCUGCAGUUCAAGCAGGAAGUGCAGAAUGUUACUGCCAGUCUGGUACUGCUUCAGCAGGAGACAGGAGCUUACAACUAUGAUGAAUUGCACUUGCAUGUCACCAGCUUGGAGGAAAGACUACAUGCAUGUAUGCAGAAACUUGCAUGUGGAAAGCUGACGGGCAUCAGUGAUCCUGUCACUAUUAAAACAUCUGGAUCUCGCUUUGGAUCCUGGAUGACUGACCCACUGGCUCCAGAGGGAGAUAAUAGAGUGUGGUAUAUGGACGGGUACCACAACAAUCGCUUUGUGCGGGAGUAUCGUUCCAUGUCCGACUUUAUGAAAUCAGACAACUUCACAUCUCACCGCCUGCCACACCCAUGGUCUGGAACAGGCCAAGUGGUUUACAAUGGCUCCAUUUAUUUCAACAAGUUCCAGAGCCAUGUUAUCAUCAAGUUUGACUUGAAGACCUCCACCAUCAGCAAGACUCAGAGGCUGGAGAGUGCUGGGUUCAACAAUGUGUACCACUAUGCAUGGGGUGGACACUCUGACAUUGACCUAAUGGUGGAUGAACAUGGGCUUUGGGCUGUCUAUGCCACAAAUCAAAAUGCAGGCAACAUUGUCAUCAGCAAACUCAACCCGGUCACCCUACAGGUCAUCAAGUCAUGGACAACCAAUUAUCCAAAGCGCAGCGCAGGUGAAUCCUUUAUGAUUUGUGGUACACUCUAUGUAACCAAUGGGUACUCUGGAGGGACAAAGGUUUACUAUGCUUACCACACCAAUUCCUCCAACUAUGAGUACAUUGACGUCCCGUUGCAGAAUAAGUACUCUCACAUCUCCAUGUUGGAUUACAACCCACGGGAUCGUGCCCUCUAUGCCUGGAACAAUGGGCACCAGGUGCUCUACAAUGUUACGCUCUUCCACCUCAUUCAAUAAUACAUAUUUUAAGCAGUCACUAACCAAUUUAUCCUGGUUUACCACAAGCUGCAUUUAGACACUGGAUUGGAUGCCUGGAUGGGGCACCAUGCACUCACAU
Molecule: messenger RNA, 1769 nt
Organism: Ictalurus furcatus (blue catfish)
Lineage: Eukaryota; Metazoa; Chordata; Actinopteri; Siluriformes; Ictaluridae
Gene: olfm1b
Product: olfactomedin 1b
Exons: 6
Coding region: 224-1669 (481 amino acids)
Biological process (GO): signal transduction
Source: RefSeq, a predicted model, not a curated record